GACCAUAGUAAUAUCAUAUCCCGACUAAAACAAUAGCUACCUCUCCUGGUCCGGGACCACAUUUUCACAGGAGUGGGUAGGGCAGAUUUACCACCGCCGUGCCACUGUGUGGCAAACGCUGUCGAAACCUGGUGGGGAAAGAAAACGCGUCUCUUAUAUUCACGUAAGUCUUCUCGAGUUGGAACUACUGAUGGCGAGUAACUCCUGGCUGCCUCUUUCAGCUGCGCUGCUAUUGCUCCUGAUAAUGUGGGCUAUGCGGUGCAGCGGGCUUACAGUGGACCCCCCUGAGGACCUUGCGGUAUUCGACCCAGGUCAUCUUGGACGUCUGAAGAUUUCCUGGAGCCCCCCAGGCAGGUUGAUCAACAUGACAGAGUGCUCAGUAUCCUAUCACCUGGAGUACUUCGACACCUACAAGAACAGUUGGUCUGCCGUCAGGACUGCAUGGAGCACCUACAGUGCCCAGUUUGAUCUGAUGAAAGAUGUUAGAGUGAGAGUGUACACUAUGCUGCAAGGACCAUGCACCAACAAUGCGAUGGUGAUGAGUACAAACUACACUGAGCUCAUUCAGACACCUCCCAGCACAGGUGUUAGAGGUACCGAAGUCCAGGAUUUUAUCUGCAUUUACCAAAACCUGGAGUACCUGGAGUGCAAGUGGAAAAGAAGUCCAAAGAUGCCAGCAAACUCUCAGCAACAACUGUUUUUCUGGCAUCAAGAACUAGAACAGGCAGUGGAGUGCCCCAAAUACAUUGAAUCACACAAACACAGGAGUGGCUGCAACUUCACUGGAAAUCCUGUCCCUCAAUUCACAACUAUCAACUUCUGUAUAAAUGGAUCCUCCUCUGAAGGGCCCCUGAAACCAGCAUUCAUGUCCCUGCAAAUACAAGACCAUGUGAAGUCUGCUGCUACAGAGAAGCUGCAUCUGCAAACACGUCCAGACAAGCAGCUCCAACUAAACUGGGAGUGUCCUGCUGGGAGGAUUCCUGGACACUGCCUAGAGUGGGAGGUGGAACACCUUAUGGGAACUGAUGCCAAACCAUCACGGAUUAGCACCUUAGAGACAAACCUGACUCUGUCGUUCAGUGAUGACAGCGCGAGAAACUGCUUCAGGGUUCGGUCGAAACUGCAUAAAUACUGUGCAGAGAAGAGCUUCUGGAGUGAUUGGAGUCCCCAGACAUGUCUUCCAGAAAAGGAAGAAGAAGCUGCUCCUGAUGUGUCACCUGUCUUCAUUUCUGUUGCUGUUGCCAUUAUUGCCAUGCUGUUUCUGACUUUGUGUGUGGGGGCCAUUCUCAGAAUGAGGAAACCAAGACAUGAGAAGAAGCUGGACUCUCUGCUCACCAAACUGUUUCUCAAAAAUUCAGCUGUUGUAGCCAUGGAGGCCUAAAAAGUUAACACCUCUGAUCUUGUUCUGUCAUUGCAUUUGUCAAAAGUUGCUUACAGUCAGUGAGACUGACAGAGAAUGGGAGAAAGAAGAAACCUGCUAACAUGUUACAGAGGAUAUGCAAGUCACUUUCUGUAUUUACGUUUCUAUGCAAAUGCUUGAAUUUAUAUUAACAACUUUGUCUGUUAACUGGAAAUGUUGCACCCAUCUAAAUUAGAUCAGGUACCCCCUCUCCUCAUAGCAAUGACACAGCAGUCAACCCCAGCAGGAGGCAGCCACAGACACACACAAAAACACUUUAGGAACAACUCAAAAAACAUGAAGAACAGCACAAGGAGUUGACCUGGCCUCCAAAUUCACUAGAUCUCAAAUUGAUCUAGCAUCCGUGGGACCCCUCCCCUCAACCCAUAGGACCAACACAAUUUUGGGGAGGUGGUCAUAAUGUUAUGCCUGAUUGGCGUAUCACUCAACUCUAAUGUUGGUUGUUUAGUUUUUGUGGUGACACUUGCAAGUUGAUUAUUUAGUUGACCGAUUUGCAAUUGUGUAUUAUUUUGGAACUCGUUUUUGAGGUUGUAAUGUUUGCCAGAUUUCUUGCCGGUUGCAGCACUUAACACAGGUUACAUUUCAUGAUGUGGAGAAUUUAUUUUUUUUUUGUUAAAAAUCUGUGUUUGUCAUUAAUUGUUUACUUUGUGCCUCAACUCUUGCCAGUUAGCUCAGACUAGCUAAAGUCUUUUCAAGCCAGUGAAGUCUUCAACCACAGAAUUUCUAAUACAACUGAAUGAAUAGUAGUGUGUUAUUUGUUUUAAUGCCACAAGUCUUUGCCAGUUUUUGCCUUUUGUUGUUUUGUGGUGAGUUUGAGAUAUAACUCAUCAGAUAUUACUAUAACUUACUAUACCAUGUGCCAAAAUGCUUUAGUUGCAGGAAAUGUUACAUCAAAUGUACUUCACCCAUCCUCCGCUUUUUCGCAUUUUACUAUAUUUAGUCUGUUUUAAGCAAGUAGUAGACAACAGCAAACAUGCUUUUUGGGAUUGCCUUUAUUUCUAUCUGGUCAUUUCUAAUACUUUUAUGAAUGUAUGCUCAUACAUGAAUGUAUCCCAUCACUAUUUUGUUUUAUUUUAUUUCAUUUUGUUAUAUGCGCUUGGGGGUCUUGACAGCAACUCAACAUAAUAUAUAUUUAUCAUCCUUUUUCAGUUAUUCCUCAGUAAUGAUUCAGAGAUUAUUAGUAGUCACCUGCUUUAACAUGUGCUUUUAUGAAGCUAUAGAGUGAGAGCUCUUACAGCCUUUUGGGGUGUACAGUUUCACGUCAAUAUAUCAUGGCUGAUAUUGGACUUUUAAGUGUCCACAGGCAGUUUACUGUUUAAAACCUCUCCUUCAGUUUACACGCUGCUGUACAGGAAAGAAAUGUGGAACAAACACAGAUUAGAAUGUGUAAUUAAGCACUUAUUCUGGAAUUUGUGUUUAAAUUUGGCAUUUUGUAUAAAUCAGGUACUAUAAUUCUAGUUGUUGCAUUGAGUAGUUGUAUUACAGUAAAGUUGAAGAAAACAUUACUAAAAAGAAAAAAAUGAUACCUCUUUUUUAAAGCAAAAGUGAAGGUUGUGGGGAAAAAGCUUGUAUAUCAAUACAUAUUUUAUACAUUAUGCACUUAUUCUUGCCAUGUAAUGCCAAAUGCAAAUUGUAAUUCUACUCAUUAGCAAACAUUAUUGCGAUGUGUAUGACAACAUUUUGCUGUUUCUUUUAUUUUAAAUAAAGCAUAUCACAAAAAUUGA
Messenger RNA from Mugil cephalus (flathead mullet), 3144 nucleotides. It is a transcript of the gene il13ra2, whose product is annotated as interleukin 13 receptor, alpha 2. Gene Ontology annotation, biological process: cytokine-mediated signaling pathway. Lineage: Eukaryota; Metazoa; Chordata; Actinopteri; Mugiliformes; Mugilidae. Gene Ontology annotation, cellular component: external side of plasma membrane. The transcript has 10 exons. Gene Ontology annotation, molecular function: cytokine receptor activity; protein binding. The coding region runs from base 191 to 1381 and encodes 396 amino acids. The record is from RefSeq and is a predicted model, not a curated record.